AUGCGUACCUCCCGCGCAUCCAAGGAGACCGCGAGGGUUUUGCAGGCUCUGUCGCCCCCUGGACGCCGACAGACUCGCAGCACAUCAGCUCAUGCUAGUGCCCUGCGCAGUUUCGCCUUCAACGGCGGCGAUGAUGUGUCUGCGGAGGCACUGAGCGACGACGAUGACACUUCCUCGCUGUCAUCGGUUCCAACCGUGGAUAUCGAGGAUAUCCUAGAGCCCCCUGUCAAGCGGCGGAAGAGCGCUUUGACUGCCCCUUCGGCACGCAGCUCGAGGACUCGUUCUGCGCGCACUACGGCAGAGGCGACGAAGACUUCUCUGAAAGCUGAAACCACUGUUAAAGAAGAGGUAGUGGAGAAGCCUGCGGUCAGAGCCCGUCGUGCUCCUGCUCGAAAAGUCAAGGUGGAGGAUGGCAGCUACGCUGUGGAGCCUCCCUCCAAUUGGGAGACCAUCUACACCAUCGUCAAGAAGAUGCGGGAGGAGAACCCGACUGCCCCGGUGGAUACCAUGGGCUGUGCCGAACUAUACUGGCGUGCAUCGUCGCCUCGAGACCGCCGCUUCCAGACCCUCAUUGCCCUGAUGCUGUCCUCGCAGACAAAGGAUACGGUGACAGCCGUGGCUAUGCAACGAUUGCAUACAGAGCUCGGCGAUGGACCUCCGGCUGUCAUCAAGACAGAGCCCAGCGACGACGACGGAGACAGUAGAUUGAUCGAGCCCAUGAAGGACAGCACCUUGAACCUGGAAAACAUCUUGGCCGUAUCGCCGGAACGAUUGAACGAGCUGAUUCGAACUGUGGGCUUCCACAACAACAAAACCAAAUAUAUCAAAGCGGCAGCACUCAUUCUCCGCGAUCAGUAUAGCUCCGAUAUCCCGUCAACGGCAACCGAAUUGAUGAAGCUGCCAGGAGUCGGGCCGAAGAUGGCAUUUUUGUGUAUGAGUGCCGCUUGGGGCAAGCACGAAGGCAUUGGGGUGGACGUCCACGUGCACCGCAUCACCAACUUGUGGGGAUGGCACAAGACUAAAAAUCCGGAGGAGACUCGUAUGGCUUUGGAAUCGUGGCUGCCAAAAGACAAAUGGCAUGAGAUUAACAAGUUGCUGGUUGGUCUGGGACAGACAGUCUGCUUACCUAUCGGCCGACGGUGCGGCGACUGCGACCUCGCCGGGACGAAGCUGUGCAAGAGUGAAAUUCGAGGAAUGGCGACCCCACGCAUCACUUUCAUGCAGCUUCCGAAGCACAUACGAACCAAAAUCUUUGAGUAUGCUGGACUUCUGCGGAACUGUGUGAUCAACCUCCGGUAUGAGAGUAUACGCCUAAAGCACAACGGUGGCCUCUGUUUGAAAGGCGACCAUCGCCAUUAUGUAGCUCCGAGUCCAGGAGUGUUUGUCGAACGUGACUGCAUUCACCCGAGACUGCCUAUUGAGCUUUUCGGUCUCUGCCUGACUCUUCGUGAAGAAGCCGGCUCGAUCUUCUUCGCUCGUAACCGGUUCAAUGUACCCCUCUACAGCAGAGCGGAGUACAAAGCGUUUGAACUGUCGAUGGGAUGGGGAUUUGCUCGUCUGCAGUAUCUGCAUCUGGAUUUGAGCCCACGAGAACACCGCUAUCUAAAGCUGGCUCCUGGAGUGCACCGGACUGCUCUACGGAUCUGGGAAAACUUUUGCCAGCUGGCGCACUCCGAAAUGCACAGUCUCAGGAACUUCAGCAUGACUUGUAAGGUGAAAGACUUGGAGGUGGCCCAAAGACUCAUGCGCGAAAUGAAUCCUUUCCCGGUCCUGUCUCAUUGUGCGUUUCACCUUGAUCAUACCUAUGAAGAACACAUCCAGAAGGUGAUUCGGCGCGCUGCCUUGAGGGUCACGGACAAGCUGGAGGUCAAGCAGGCGUUUCCAUUCUUGCGUCUUCCGCGGGAGCUUCAGUUUAUGAUUCUGGAGCUGCUCCUCGUCAACCGUUCGGACCCCUUUCUACCAUCAGUGCAUAGCCUGGACAGUGUCAUCUCACUCCAGGAUCGUAAGAAAGCCAUGAGACCUGGUAGUUACUGUGCCAUCAACUGCUGCGGCACCUGUUCUCCUGUUGGGGCCAUAUGUUUCUGUCGUGGCCGUCACACCGCUUUUUCGACAUCUUGCAGCUGUUUUGAGAGCCCUAUCAAUUACUUCCUGGUCAGUCGAGGAUUCUAUCGGGAUGCCCGUCACAUCUUCUUCUCGCGCAACAAAUUCGUCUUCCUCGAUGAGGAUCCGGAAUUCAUGCUGCAGUUCGUCAACAAGCUCCCCACCGCGAGCACCGAGCUGGUACGGCACCUUAUCUUCAAGUUUCCGUCCCGCUAUCGCCAUGUCCCGCGCACCGGGCCCCGAUCUGAAGAAUCCACUCUCGAGUGGUGGAAGGUGCUCCGGCGCUUCAUCCGCGAGCACUUCGAAGUCCGGUACCUCUCGCUAACCAUUGUGGACAUGGGCUGGAAAGGGUUGAUUUCUGGCGAACCCCGGCGCAAGUAUCUGAAGAAGUUGUUGGAGGGGUUCAUUGAAUUUCAAGGACUGCACGACUACCGGCUGUUCCUUCCCGACUAUCCCGAGCUGGUCAAGGUGCUGGAACGGCGGAUGCUAGGAGAAACCCGAGCUCAGAGGAACCGCGGAGUGGCGCCUUUCAGUGGUCCCCGGAAGCUCCAGCAUGUGUAG
This is a messenger RNA of Aspergillus saccharolyticus JOP 1030-1, 2661 nucleotides long. RefSeq names its product endonuclease III domain-containing protein. NCBI's taxonomy places the organism in Eukaryota, Fungi, Ascomycota, Eurotiomycetes, Eurotiales, Aspergillaceae. The transcript is spliced from 2 exons. Gene Ontology annotation, cellular component: nucleus. Bases 1 to 2661 code for a protein of 886 amino acids. Gene Ontology annotation, molecular function: DNA-(apurinic or apyrimidinic site) endonuclease activity; oxidized pyrimidine nucleobase lesion DNA N-glycosylase activity. Gene Ontology annotation, biological process: nucleotide-excision repair; base-excision repair; base-excision repair, AP site formation. The record is from RefSeq and is a predicted model, not a curated record.